AUGGAGAUUAUUCCGAGAUCCAAUGAAGAUCCAGGAUUAGCUAACACGUCUCUGACUUGUUCAACAGUUGUAGCCGCAUCCGACUUCAUCCACUGCAUCGGAUUCGUCCACCAUUCAUCGGUGAAGUCACAACCAGCCGAUCACUGUCCACCAAUACUUCCACCUCCCGCCUCCAUCAAUGUCGAUACAAAAUUGUUCAUCGUGGGUGUUUGUUCUUCAACAACCAUCGUCCCUUCAUUACUAUCUCCACAGAAGUCGACAUCGACCCCAAAAAAGUUUCAAUCGCUGAAACAAAAGCUCACCUGUCAUCCCUCAAUCUCGUAUGUAGAUUCUAUUUCGGCCAUCUGGUAA
This is a messenger RNA of Lactuca saligna, 351 nucleotides long. The record is from the annotation of a GenBank genome assembly. Lineage: Eukaryota; Viridiplantae; Streptophyta; Magnoliopsida; Asterales; Asteraceae.